Ustilago hordei is the source of this 1620-nucleotide messenger RNA. RefSeq lists its product as uncharacterized. Lineage: Eukaryota; Fungi; Basidiomycota; Ustilaginomycetes; Ustilaginales; Ustilaginaceae. The coding region runs from base 1 to 1620 and encodes 539 amino acids. The record is from RefSeq and is a predicted model, not a curated record. The transcript has a single exon. Gene Ontology annotation, molecular function: transmembrane transporter activity. Gene Ontology annotation, biological process: transmembrane transport.
AUGUCACAAGUCAGUGACCAGCUCGCCCCGGUGCAUGCCGACCGGGAUGUCGAGCAUCAGGAUGCCACUAUCCAAAGCCCAAGCGAGUGCUCCAUCCAGCCAACCGAAGAAGACCCAGACGACGAUCCUUUCCUUGUCAACUUCGAACACAAUGAUCCCAAGGACCCCAGGGUAUUCCCAGCGUGGAGGAAGAUCCAGAUCCUCGUGGUAACAAUGCUACUCGAGUUCUGGGUCAACGUCAUCUCCUCCAUCUAUUCCUUCAGUGCACACGACGUGGCUGAAGAAUUUGGCAUCGGAGCUGUAGCUUCGAGAAUACCCACUGCCCUCUUUCUAUUCGGCUUUGCUAUUGCACCUAUCCUUUGCGCACCUCUCUCGGAGGAUUACGGCAGAGUUCCGGUCAUGAUCGUUGGCCUCGUCAUUCUUGCUCUGUUCCAGAUCGGGUGCGCGCUGGCUGACAACUUGGCCACACUUGCCGUGCUGCGCUUCCUCGGUGGCUGCUUUGGUGCAGUUGCCUUCAACUCGAUUGGCACUGUGUCCGACCUUUGGGACGCAGACAAUCAAGGUUGGGGCGUCAACACAUUUGCCCUCGCUGCCGAAAGUGGUGCCACCGUUGGUCCAAUCAUCGGAGCUUUCAUUGUUCAGGACAUCGGCUGGCGAUGGACAUUUGGUGUAUCCGGCAUCGUCCUUGCUUUCCUGCUUGCCAUCUUUGUCCUCACUGUGCCUGAAACUCGAGCCGGCGUCAUUCUGUCUCGGAGGGCGAAGAAGCUGCGCAAGGCACAGAACGAUCCACGUUUUUACGCGAGCCACGACAAAGCCAAAUCACAGCACACGGUCAAGGACCUCUUCAAGGAGACAGUAGGUCGUCCGCUCUUCAUGCUGUUCACCGAACCCAUCGUAUUCUUCUUCAGUCUCUUUGACGGCCUCAACUACGCCGUUAUUUACAUAUUCUUGGAAUCCUAUCCUUUGAUCUUCACGCAGUACGGUUUCACUACGGGCCAGCAAGGUCUCACCUUCAUCGGAGUCCUGCUUGGAUUCAUCAUCGCCUACGCCCUGUUUGCGUUGCAGCUGAAGUGGUAUGCUCAUGCUGGUACCAAGAGGCCAAGCGGCAUCCCUACGCCCGAAGACAGACUCCUCUGGGGGAUUCCUGGCGGCUUCUUGUUCCCCAUCAGUCUCUUCUUCUUUGCAUGGACAUCCUUUCCACCAGUCCCGUGGAUAGUUCCUGUCAUUUCCGGUGCGCUCUUCGGUGUCUCAUCACACGUACUCUUCCUGAUCGUGUCAGACUAUACCGUUAACUCCUACUCGAUCUAUGCCGCAUCUGCUAUCGCUGCUCAGUCCUUCUUGCGCGAAUUUCUAUCAGGUGGUUUCACUUUGAUCACAGAGAUCAUGUACCACAAUGUCGACUACCAGUGGGCCACGUCGAUCCUUGCUUUUAUUGGCGUGCCACUGUCGAUCAUUCCGCUCGUUUUCUACAAAUUUGGUCCAACUAUUCGCAAGCGCAGUAGUUUCGCUCAAGAGCUGCAGCUCGUCGAAGAGCGCGAGAAGCGUCGUCGAGCGAAACUCGAAUCGAGAGCUACAACGCUCACCAACUCUGCCAUCAACGAGAACAUCGAGUCAAAUUGA